UCUGAGAAGAAAGCGAACUGAGCAGAGGACACGACGGAACUAUUUAACGACGCUCACUUGACGUCAUCCAGACGCGCCGCUGGCGAGGUGGCGGGUGCAGGGCCGGCGGCAGCGACGAGGGUAAACUCCGUGUCAACAACAUCCGGCGCGUUGGGAGGCGGCCACUCGGCCCCUCUAACCGCUGUUGCAUCAAUUCUUGAGCUAUGAACCGCAAGAGAAACGUGAUACCAGACGUCUUCCGGCAGGUUAAGAGACGUAAAUUAGAGACUGCAAAUGGAUUUAAUUCAUUCGAUAAGAACAAAACCGACGAGUAUGAAGAUGUGCCAAAUGACACAAAAUCUGCAUUGACUUUUCUGGCGUCCUUGUUCCCUCGCAAGUUAUUCGAUGAUUCCCUUCCACCUAUUGUCCUGAAGCAUCAGCUUUACAGCAUUGUUAAAGACAAGACUACGGUCGAUCGUCAGCUGAAUGAGAUGAAGGACCUGGGAGUUGUUCGAAUUUUCCAGUUUGGAUUUGACACGGACGUAUUCGGCGUUGUGUUUAGUGAAGAUUACAAAAGGAAAGUUCUUGCUGCCACGGCAAUGAGAGACGCUGCAGCAACUGUGCAGAGGUUCCUGGAGACGGUGCUCAGCUCGUGUGUGGACAUGGGCUUCACCAAGGAUCAAAUGCUCAAGGAGUUUUCAUUUCAGGACCAAGAAAUAACUUCCUCUCACAGGCAGCUGGUGAACGCCGGGGUGCUGACAGUGCGUGACGUGGGAAGCUGGUGGCUUGCUAUUCCAGGCGCUGGCCGAUUUGUAAAGUAUUUUGUGAAAGGUCGGAAAACUGUUCUGGGGAUGAUCCGGAAAUCAAAGUACAACGAGGUGUUGCAGUCGGAACUGGAGACUCGGAAAGUAACAUCUGCUGUGAAGAUGGGCAUCCGGUACCACGUCCAUGACAUCGUUGGAGCAGAGUUGGUGAAAUGCAUCCCUACGACCAGCGGAACUUUACUGCGUCUGAACAGCACCUGACCCACAGUUUGACAAGAUGAGGGACAGGUGCAGCGGGCAAGGAUAUAAUGAAGUGCCAGCAAACGGGAAAGGAUACUGACAUCAAAUGUCAAAAGAAAGACUUGUUAAGAUGACUGAAGGAGGAACUGUGUAUUAUGGUCUUUAAUUAAUUGCCAAGUCUGUGAAACCAGAAUAAUAUAUGUUUAUUUAAAAUGUGUACAGUUUCCAUUUAAAAUUUCAUUGGUAAUUAAGUCAACUGAGUCAUUUCAAGUUUCUGCUGAGUUUUCCUUUUUAAUGCAUCAAAUUGACUGCAAUAAACUGGUGAAUGAAUCAGAAUCAGGUUUAAUAUCACUGGCAUGUGUCAACUUUGCAGUUGCAGUAGCAGUAUAAUGCAAUACAUAAGACCAUAAGGUAUAGGAGCAGAAGUAGGCCAUUCGGCCCAUCAAGACUGCUCCGCCAUUCAAUCAUGGGCUGAUCCAAUUCUUCCAGUCAUCCCCACUCCCCUGCUUUCUCCCCUUUGAUGCUCUGGCUAAUCAAGAACCUAUCUAUCUCUUCCUUAAAUACACCCAAUGACUUCACCUCCACAGCUGCUCGUGGCAACAAAUUCCACAGACUUACCACCCUCUGACUAAAGUAAUUUCUCCGCAUCUCUGCUCUAAAUUGACAUCCUUCAAUCCUGAAGUUGCACCCUCUUGUCCUAGACUCCCCUACCAUGGGAAAUAACUUUGCCGUAUCUAAUCUGUUCAGGCUUUUUAACAUUUGGAAUGUUUCUAUGAGAUCCCCCCCCAUUCACCUGAACUCCAGGGAAUACAGCCUAAGAGCUGCCAGAUAUUCUUCAUAUGGUAACCCUUUCAUUCCUGGAAUCAUUCUUGUGAAUCUUCUCUGAACCCUCUCCAAUGUCAGUAUAUCCUUUCUAAAAUAAGGAGCCCGAAACUGCACAUAAUACUCCAAGUGUGGUCUCACGAGUGCCUUAUAGAGCAUCAACAUCACAUCCCUGCUCUUGUAUUCUAUACCUCUAGAAAUGAAUGCCAACAUUACAUUUGCCUUCUUCACCACUGACUCAACCUGAUGGUUAGCCUUUAGGAUAUCCUGCACAAGAACUCCCAAGUCGCUUUAAAUUCUCUCCCCAUCUAAAUAAUAGUCUGCCCAUUUAUUUCUUCCACCAAAGUGCAUGACCAUACACUUUCCAACAUUGUAUUUCAUUUGUCACUUCUUUGCCCAUUCCCCUAAACUAUCUAAGUCUCUCUUCAUGCUCUCUGUUUCCUCAACACUACCCACUCCUCCACCUAUCUUUGUAUCAUUGGCAAAUUUAGCCACAAAUCCAUUAAUCCCAUAGUCCAAAUCAUUGACAUACAUCGUAAAAAGCAACGAUCCCAACACUGACCCCUGUGGAACUCCACUGGUAACUGGCAGCCAGCCAGAAUAGGAUCCCUUUAUUCCCAAUCUCUGCUUUCUGCCGAUCAACCAAUGCUCCACCCAUGCUAGUAACUCCCUGUAAUUCCAUGGGCUCUUAUUUUGCUAAGCAGCCUCAUUUAUUAUAAAGUUCAAGUUUACCAUCAUUCAGCCAUAUACAUGUAUACAGCUAAGUGGAACAACCUUCCUCAGAGUCCAAGAUGCAAAACACAUACAUCACCUUC
Mobula hypostoma (lesser devil ray) is the source of this 2620-nucleotide messenger RNA. Its product is annotated as inactive serine/threonine-protein kinase 19-like. The record is from RefSeq and is a predicted model, not a curated record. NCBI's taxonomy places the organism in Eukaryota, Metazoa, Chordata, Chondrichthyes, Myliobatiformes, Myliobatidae. Bases 204 to 1004 code for a protein of 266 amino acids. Gene Ontology annotation, biological process: positive regulation of Ras protein signal transduction; protein phosphorylation. The transcript is spliced from 8 exons. Gene Ontology annotation, molecular function: protein serine/threonine kinase activity.